Molecule: messenger RNA, 1275 nt
Organism: Lachancea sp. 'fantastica'
Lineage: Eukaryota; Fungi; Ascomycota; Saccharomycetes; Saccharomycetales; Saccharomycetaceae
Source: the annotation of a GenBank genome assembly
AUGUUGAGCGUUGUAAAUGGUGUCCAGGCCUUUCGAUAUGGUGUUAAAACCUUUCGAUUUCAGCAAUCGAUUAGAACUUGCAAACGCAAUCUGUACUCAAGGCUUCGAGAUACGUCUGAGUUUGUUACUCUAAAAUCGGCCAACAAGCUCAGAACUGUGUCGGCACCGGCUUACAUAUCGUCGCCAAAUUCAAAAUUGCAAUCUGUGAUCUGGCAACGUCCACUACAAAACGUUCUUAUUACGAAAAAGCCGUGGGCGGACAAUACUCGCCAGGCAAUGGUGGAGUUUAUCACCCAUCUACACGACUCAUACCCCGAGAUCAAUGUCCUGGUGCCACCAGACGUUGCUGAAGAAAUAGCUCAGGAUUUUGUUAAAAAUCCGCAAUCGAAUCCCGGAGAACCACACGUUUUGUACACUGGAGAAAUCGAAGAAAUCGUUGAUAAAGUGGAUCUGUUGGUGACAUUGGGAGGCGAUGGUACCAUUCUUAGAGCUACUUCGCUGUUUGCUAAUGCUCAGGUACCACCGGUGCUAGCAUUCUCACUUGGUACCUUGGGAUUUCUUCUUCCGUUCAACUUUAAAGACCACAAGGCUGUGUUUGAACAAGUGAUGAGUUCUAGGGCCAAGUGCUUGCAUAGAACUCGUCUUGAGUGCCAUAUCAUCCGCCGUGGUAGCAACUCGGGCGACAAUCUUCCCGUGAGGCACCAUGCCAUGAACGAUAUCUUCAUUCACAGAGGCAACUCCCCUCACUUGACGAACUUGGACAUCUACAUCGAUGGCGAAUACUUAACAAGGACUACUGCGGACGGUGUAACUUUGGCUACUCCCACAGGCUCGACCGCGUACUCUUUAUCUGCAGGCGGAAGUAUUGUUUCUCCACUGGUGCCUUCUAUCCUACUGACUCCAAUCUGUCCUCGGUCACUAUCAUUCCGGCCCCUCAUUUUGCCGCAUUCGUCGCACAUAAAGAUCAAGAUUGGUUCAAAGCCGCUACAGGGUCCUGACAAUAAAGUGGUCAAACUAUCCAUUGACGGAGUACCACUGGAGGAUCUGAAUGUGGGCGACGAGAUUCAUGUGGUGAACGAAGUUGGUACCAUAUAUGUGAAUGGUUCUGAGCUACCCAGUACGAAAAACUCUAAUACCGCGAAACAAAGAGGCCAUCUGACCAGGAAUUCCGGUAUCUACUGUAUUGCCAAGACCGAAAAUGAUUGGACUCGCGGCCUCAACGAGCUUUUAGGCUUCAAUUCUAGUUUCCGCUUUAAUUCUCGCAAGGACAACUAA